This is a messenger RNA of Melampsora larici-populina 98AG31, 1179 nucleotides long. RefSeq lists its product as uncharacterized. NCBI's taxonomy places the organism in Eukaryota, Fungi, Basidiomycota, Pucciniomycetes, Pucciniales, Melampsoraceae. The transcript is spliced from 9 exons. The coding region runs from base 1 to 1179 and encodes 392 amino acids. The record is from RefSeq and is a predicted model, not a curated record.
AUGCCUCAUCUAGAUCUAUCAAACGAUUUAUCCAUGUACUAUGAGAUGUUCACAUCAAGACCAGAUAAUCCUUGGAUCUUACUCAUUCAUCCAUUGUUAACUGAGAUUUCAGUGGUUAGAAGUUUUACAGAACAAUCAGAAAUUAAAGAAAAUUUCAAUUGUAUCCUUUUUGAACUUAGAUUACAUGGUAGAACUAAAUCUAAUGUGAUAGCUACAAUGGAUCGGUUUACUUUGGCUGCUGAUCUUGCUUUUGCAAUGCAAAAACUUCAUUUACCACCAGUUCAUGUGAUCUCAGCUCAAGCGAACGUUAGUGAAGUAGCACUCGCACUGGCUGCAAUCUUUCCAGAAAGAGUUUCAAGUCUUUUUCUCUGUGGUUUAGCUCCAGAUGUAUAUCCUGAAUCAACUUUGUCAGCUUUCAAUGAUUGUUUUCAAUGCGUCGCGAAUCCUACUGAUCCAGAGCAUUGGGAAGAGGGAAUGCUCGAUUUACACUUUUUUUGUUUUCAUCAAGACACAAAUGUCAGUCGAGAAGACGAAAUCAGAGUGAUAGAUGAAUGGACCUCAAUUGUGAGGAAACGAUAUUCACCAAGUAAAACUGGUAAAUUCACUUCAAUUGCAAUGUUGGAAUUAGGACGUCAAGCAACACCUCAAUCAUUUCGUGAUUGUAUUACUCAACCAGUCUUGGUCUGCCAUGGAGCCGAAAGUCCAGUAUUUCCUUUGGAAGCAGCUUCUGAUCGAUUUGCAACUUAUGAUAAAUUAGAUCCUCGUAGUCGAUUUGAAGCUAUACCAGGAGCACCUUUGACUCUAUUCCCAUUAUAUACGAAAUUCUUAGCAGAAAAGUUUACAGAUUGGAUUUUACCUAUCAUUGAAUCAACACCCAAAUUGAAUGAAAAACAAGAAAUCAUUGAGAUUGAUUAUGAAAAGAGUUUAAAAAGGUUAUAUGAAAUUUGUAAAGAUCCUACGAUUUUAAAAAGAGAUCCCACCAAUUCUUCAAGUUUUUAUGCAUUAGAUGAAUUAAGUUUAACUCAAAGAAAGAUGGGAUUAGAACACGCUUUUCAGGUUGAAAAAACUUCGUUUUGUUUUAUGGAUGAAAAUGAUCCUGAAUGGUGGUCUGAUGAGACUGUGAAAACUCAAAGUACCAAGAUUCCUUGGAAGUUUUCAACUCGAUUCGAACAUAGCUAA